Molecule: messenger RNA, 2704 nt
Organism: Contarinia nasturtii (swede midge)
Lineage: Eukaryota; Metazoa; Arthropoda; Insecta; Diptera; Cecidomyiidae
Gene: LPCAT
Product: lysophosphatidylcholine acyltransferase
Exons: 14
Coding region: 406-2124 (572 amino acids)
Molecular function (GO): calcium ion binding
Source: RefSeq, a predicted model, not a curated record
UAGUUCUCAUCGUACCGUUUUGCACAAUUCAUUCGAACAUUUCAUACAGUUGGUGAACGCUACUCCAAUGAAUAGGAAGAAGUGCGCAUUCACUGUUAACGUUACGAAUUUGUUUUUGUAGCUAACGUGGACAUUCGAAAGAAAAUUGUCAGUAAUAAGUUUGUAAACCAAUAAAUUGAGUUGUUAAUAAUUGAUUCCAAUCAUCAAGUUGUGAAAAUAUUUGGCAUUUUUGUGGUUGUACAAUCCAAGUAGUCCUUGCGUUAAGUGAUAAAGUAAAAGAUACAAUUGAAGUGGGAACAAAUGAGCUGUGUUUGGUGCUGCCAAUUCUCAUAUUGAAUCUGUAAACAAAGAUAAAAUACUACGUUUUACAAAUAAAACAUAUAGUAGAUAGAAGCGACGGGGAAAAUGACAGAUUCACAUAAAGGAAAUUAUUGUUUGGAAUGUGAUGCAAAAAAUGGUGAUUGUAGUGACACCUUUAAAUAUACCAACGAUUCGAAUAAGCUACGCGAUUCCGCUAUCGGAUAUAUCGCUCAAAAUGGUUCAUCUCACAUCGAGAAUAAAACGAAACACACUGAGAAUCGAUACAUAAGUAGUUCGAAUGCCUGCAGAAUGUCCACCAUGACAGCUGAAACGCCGAAAAUUGUAUCAUUUGAUCAGCAUACAAAUCCGUUUGUAUUCAAAUGUGAGAUGGAUUUUUUUCGGAAAAUUAGGACGGCAAUAUUUACGAUUUUCAUUGUGCCAUGUCGACUACUUAUAAUCACCAGUUUACUGAUUAUAGCAUGGAUUUUAGCAACUAUUGGAUUGUGGGGUUUGACGAUGGAUGAUCUGAAUGUAAAACCAAUAUCAGGAUGGCGAAGGAUAAUUCAAGUUGUUGCUGCCCAAGCAAUGUAUGGAAUGUACUUUUUUGGAUCUUUUCAUGGAGUAAAAAUAACUGGUCAACCACAAGCCACGUCAAAAGAAGCUCCAAUUUUGGUAUUGGCACCUCAUUCAUCAUUUUUUGAUUCGAUUUCUGUCGUUUUGUUUGGACCACCAUCUGUGCUAGCAAAGGCUGAAACUGCUUCGCUACCAUUUUUGGGAAAAUUAAUCAAUUUCACACAACCAAUUUAUGUGUGGAGAGAGGAUCCGAAUUCACGGCAAAAUACUAUUAAAACGGUUAUAGAACGAGCAAAUUCACGAGAUGAUUGGCCUCAGAUUAUCAUUUUCCCAGAAGGAACUUGUACGAACCGAAGUUGUGUACUAUCAUUUAAGCCCGGUGCUUUCUACCCUGGCGUGCCUGUGCAACCCGUGUGUAUACGCUAUCCAAACAAAUUUGAUACUGUGACAUGGACAUGGGAAGGUCCUGGAGCAUUAAAACUGCUAUGGCUUACAAUGUGCUCAGUUUAUACGAGAUGUGAACUUGAGUUUUUGCCGGUAUAUUUGCCAACGCAGGAAGAAAAAAAUAACCCGAAGCUCUAUGCAACAAAUGUUCGAAAUGUCAUGGCAAAAGCAUUAGGAUUGCCAACAUCUGACUUGACAUACGACGAUUGUAAAAUGAUGAUCCGUGCCAGACAAAUGAAUCUUCCACACUUUGAUGAUAUUGUGGAAAUUGAAAAGCUCAGACAAAAAAUUGGUUUGACUUUAACAAGUAUUGAAGAGCAAGUGGUGGCAUCAAGCUUGGUGCAUGAAUCAAACUGUAUAGUUUCGAUUCCUGAGUUUGCAUUACGUCUACAGAUUUCCGUUGACGAUCCAAUAACUGCUGAACUAUUCCGAAUUUUCGACACGGAAAUGUCCGGAACUAUUGAUUUUCGUGAAUAUUUGCUGUGUGCUGUGUAUUUAAUAAAACAAAGUGUGCCUACAAUGGACCUCAUGCAAAUCGUGUCAAGAAUGUAUGACAAUUGCGGCAAAGGAGCAGGUCGUCUCACGCGCACAGCACUUGUGCAUUUAUUGAAGCACACUAUUGCUGCUUCAAUCGAUGAGUGUGUAGAUAUUUUCGCUGAUAUCGAUUUUGAACGAAGAGGUUUUGUUACAAUAGACAAUUUGCGUGAAUAUUUCGAAAGCAAGCCUGAAUUUGCACACCUGUUUGAAAUUCCCACGACAGCAAAAAAAACCACACAAUCUUCAACAACAAAACCAAAGAGUCAAUAGAUUAUUUUAAUUAUUUAUUCUAUUAAUUUUAUUGAACCAUGAUAAGCAAAAAAUUAGUUUCAUAUGUCAAAUUUAAAUGAAUUUUUGAAUUUAAUUCACAUUAAAAACAAUGUAUAAAAAAUAAUCUUUGUGAAAUAUUAUCUCCCAUUCAAAUACAUUUUUGAAGUAAAACAAAGUUAUUAUGAUGAAGAAUUUUGUAAAAAGUUUGUAUUACAAAGAUUUAAAAUGAACAUUUAUAGCUAGAAAUUGUAUUAUAAAUUUGGGAAAAGAAAUACAAUAGAUUAUAUGUUCGUUAGCAAAUACGAAUCUUAAAAUUGAAACUAUCAAGUGCAUUGUUUAAUUUGAUUUAAUUAGAGUAGCAGUUCUUUGACAUUAUAUAAAUAUGUAGUAAAAAAAGGCAGUAGCACAUUAACUAACUUAUUUAUAAAAUUAAUAUUUAUCACAAAACUAUCAAAGGAUGGCAUUGACAGUAAAAUUUUAAUGGUCUUCGAUAAAAAAAUGAGUGUUUUUCUAAUUAGUGAAAUUACACUUACGGAGUAAAUGAUUGAAAAAAUAAAGUAACAAUUUGUCAAUACAUAAA